CGAAACUCAAGACCAAAAGAAGAAGAAGAAAGAAGAAGAAGAAGACGCGAGAUCUUGUCCUCUCUCUCUCUCUAUCUCUAUCCGCAUCUUCUAAUCCUUUUCUAUCAUCGAAGGCAAGGCAGCCUUUCUUGCUUUUUUUUAAAUCCCGUUGAAAGUUCCUGUAUUCUGGUGUUUCCGUUUCUUAAUUUAAACGUUGGGAGAGUCCAUCAGAAGAUUGGUUUUUAAAAGGGUGUAUUGGAAUCGGAGGAGAUCGUAAAACGUGGAGAAGAAGACAAAGUGUAGAAAAGACACUACAAUGCUCUCGGGUGAAUGUGUUCAUAAGCCAACAACCACUUAUAAGACCAGAUCUGCAGCCCCUUUCUUUACUCUCUCUCUCUCUCUCUCUCUCUCUUUGCUCUGCUAAACCCAUAUCUUCGACAAGAACUUAAAAGGUUUGUUUGUUUUCUUCAAGAGUGAGUGUUGGUCCUUUAACUUACAUGCAUGUCCUCUGAAUCACCUUUGCUUCAAGAACAACAAGCUUUCCCUUUUACUUAAUUCGUAUGUCUGGUCUUGUUUUCCUCAUGAGUGAUUGCAUGUCCUCUCAAUCAGCUUUGCAUCAACAAUAAGCUUUCCCCCUUUUACAGUUUUACUUAAUAAGAUAGAACAUGUCAGGCAUUGAAGAGUACGACGAAAUCAGGGAGAGAAGAUCAGACUUUGAUUUCUCUGAAGAAGAUGAAAGACGCCGCAUCUCCUCUAAGAUGGGCAAUUUUAAGAAGAAGGCUCUUCACGCUUCAACCAAGUUCACUCAUUCUUUGAAGAAAAGAGGCAAAAGGAAGAUUGACUAUCGGAUUCCUCCAGUCCCCAUUGAAGAUGUACGUGAUGAAAAAGAGGAGACCCUUGUGCUUCAGUUUCGCCGUCACCUUCUCCACAGAGACUUGUUACCUCCAACACAUGAUGACUACCAUACUCUUCUCAGAUUUUUGAAGGCUAGGGAUCUUAACAUUGAGAAAACCAUCCAGAUGUGGGAAGAAAUGCUUAGAUGGAGAAAAGAAUAUGGGACAGACACCAUACUAGAGGAUUUUGAAUUCGAAGAGCUGGAAGAAGUUCUGCAGUACUAUCCUCAAGGCUAUCAUGGAGUUGACAAGGAAGGAAGACCUGUCUACAUUGAAAGACUUGGAAAAGCUCAUCCCGCUAAGCUUAUGCGUAUCACCACCAUUGACAGAUAUCUAAAAUACCAUGUUCAAGAGUUUGAGAGAGCUCUUAUUGAGAAAUUCCCUGCAUGCUCCAUUGCAGCUAAGCGCCGUAUCUAUUCCUCCACUACAAUACUCGAUGUGCAAGGACUGGGAAUGAAGAAUUUUACAUCAACAGGUGCAAAUCUUGUGGCUGCCAUGUCGAAGAUAGACAAUAGCUACUACCCUGAGACGCUGCACAGAAUGUACAUUGUAAAUGCUGGAACAGGUUUCAAGAAGAUGCUUUGGCCUGCUGCUCAGAAGUUUCUUGAUGCAAAAACCAUCGCAAAGAUACAUGUGCUAGAACCCAAAUCUCUAUUCAAAUUACACCAAGUCAUUGAUUCAAGUCAAUUGCCAGACUUCCUCGGAGGUUCGUGCUCUUGCUUUGGCGAGGGAGGGUGUCUUCGCUCUAAUAAAGGACCCUGGAAUGAUCCUGAAAUAAUGAAGCUCAUCUACCAUGGAGAAUCAUCAUCACUCUUUAAGCAAAUCAGUAGGAAGCUGAGUGACCCGCAGAAUUCUUCAUCCUACAUAAGUAUACAUCCAUUUAAGGCUAUGCAAGCUGAUAGUUCGGCAGCAGAAUCUGUAUCUUGUUCUGACGUUCCUACUUCUCUAACUGGAAGAAUGUGCUCAGCCUCUGCUCAUGAGGAUGCUAGGACAUCAGAUGGUAACGGCUAUUAUAGUUGCGAUGACAAGUUUGCCAUACCUAACAAACCUACUAACCGAAGAGGCCAAGAAAGGCAAUCCCAUUAUCAAAUGCUCGAACUCGAUCUCAGUUUAAAUGGAACACUUGACAGCAUAAAACCUGAGAACAUAGCCAGAAGGAUACUUUCGUUGUUGCUGAAACUAGCAGCAGUUUUCCGUUAUAUCCCGUUUGAGCUUUCCAGAAAGAAGCAUGCCAUCACUCCCUCGAGUUCAAUCACUCUUACGGAGACCACAAUGAAAGACCGGAUCGGCCCGUGUUUGGAGCGUAUUAAGAAACUCGAGAAAACGUAUGAGGAAAUCAGGAACAAACCAGUUGAAAUUCCGGCAGAGAAGGAGAGAAUGCUGAUGGAUUCUCUAGACAGAAUCAAAUCGGUUGAGUUUGAUCUCGAGAAAACAAAGAGGGCUUUACACGCGACAGUGAUGAAGCAGAUGGAAAUAACUGAAAUGCUGGAAAGUAUACGAGAGUCCCAACUUCAUAGAAGAAGAUUGUUCUGUUAGAAAAGCCAUAAGAGAACAUCUUCUGCUGAGUUUUACAUAGAUACAGCUCCAAAUGUCUGUACAUACAGAGAGAGAGAAAACAGAUUACAAGAAGAAGAAGAAGAAGAAGAAGAAACACGUUAGUUGCUUUUUAUCUCCCUCAUCUAACUUGGGUCACAACUUUUUUUCUUUCUCUCUUUCUCAUAGGCCCACCUACUUCCACUCUUUUAAGUUAAUAAAAAGAAGAAGAUAGGGAGGGACAGAGAAAAUCUUAUGAUGGUGGAGAUCUUGUGGUUAGUAAUGUAGAGUUGAGUAUAAUCAAGCUGAUUUUGAAACCCUUAUGUUGUAAUCUAGUGUGGAGAAGAAACUACACUAGAAUACACAAAAAUAUAAUGAGAGAUAAUGUAAUAUCUUUUUCUAUA
Molecule: messenger RNA, 2809 nt
Organism: Raphanus sativus (radish)
Lineage: Eukaryota; Viridiplantae; Streptophyta; Magnoliopsida; Brassicales; Brassicaceae
Product: phosphatidylinositol/phosphatidylcholine transfer protein SFH13
Exons: 16
Coding region: 645-2408 (587 amino acids)
Source: RefSeq, a predicted model, not a curated record